Porites evermanni is the source of this 2294-nucleotide messenger RNA. Lineage: Eukaryota; Metazoa; Cnidaria; Anthozoa; Scleractinia; Poritidae. The record is from the annotation of a GenBank genome assembly.
AUGACAUCAAAGACUCAUGGACCCCAUAGACGCAAUGACAAAUCGGAAUAUCAGGAAUGUACGUGUAAAAAGGAUAAGAGUUUGAACAGCGAAAUGUUUAACAAGUUUGAGAGUCGCAAGAGUUGUGUAGCUGGUUAUCAGUGUGACAAUAGUGAUUUUGAUUUUUGCAUUGCGGAACACAAAGAGUUGCCUGUGAUAAAAAUCUGUUCCGAUGAAGGAAGAGACGAUUGUCAACAAUUGAAACCAAAAGGGACUCAGGCUUCUUUUGGAACUACUGUGAUAACUGUAACAAUUUUUAUUAUUCCAAUUUUGUUUAGCAGAGUGACGGUUAAUGCGCUUGUUUUUGUAUUGCGUGUUGUGUUUUUUCAUCUAAUUGUGUAUAUUGUGACACGGUACAUGUACGAUGCUGUGCGUCGGGAUUUUGCACUAUCAGGAAGUUUUGUGUUAGAGUGUUUUGAUGGCAGCGAGGUGACGACAAUUAAGAGAAUGUAAUGAGCUAGUUGUACAGAAGGAAAAUUGUGUUGUGGAGGAAUUAAAAGAAGUUGAAUUGAGAUCUCGUCGUGGGAAAUAUAUUUAUAAGCCAAGUUCUUGUUAUAAUCGUAUCAACGACAAAUAUUCAUUUCCACAUAAUAAGUAACGUUACUUAGCCGUGUCAUCAUCACAAAGUUAAAUAAAGCUGUAUUUUAUGAAUCCUCAAUUAACCGGACAUUGUUGUUGGUAAUUCCGUGGACAUACUGUAGAUUCUCCCGGGGUGUCACAGAAAAUAGAAUAGGAGCAUUCAGCGAAAUAAAAGUGACAUUGGUAUUUUAUCCUAGGGCUGCUCCUCUUUCGCCGAAAGUGACACAGAAGAACUUCCACAGCUAUUCAAGAAUGAUGUUCAACUGCCCAUCAUAAAGGUAGACUUUGAAUCAGACUUGGAAGAGAUAGCAAAUCUUCUUAGGAAUCCACCAGAAGAUUACAUCUGCCAGAAAGCACCCGUAAAGUGCGAGGAGAAUGCCACUUUUCUUAUAGAUAGGAAGGCCCUAAGAAAUCCUAAUGACUGGAAAGCAGACGAUCUGGGCGCUCUUCACAACGUGGGGAAGGUAACAGUUGGAUAUUUCCAUGUUACAGCAUCUGCAGCUCGUUUCCUGUCGAAGAAGAAACCGUCCAGGGUGGAGGAUGAAAAUGUUGUGCCGCUAAAGAAAACGUACUGGACUCAUCAGCGCCACAAAGAUUUUAAGAGCCGAUGAUGAGGGGUAUGACUACAAGGGGUGCGGCUUCCACAUGUGCUUCUUUGCUACGAAUUCGAUAAUGAACCUCACCCUGUCACCACAGUAGCUCAUGGAAAUGUAAAGAAGAGUAACAGUUCGUACUAUGGGAGUCGUCCAAGUACAUUGCAGAGCAUCAAAGAGGAAGCAAAAGAACGAAAGGGGCCUUCCUCAAGUAUACGACGAAGUUUUUUGAGGACGCAGGAGGUUUGCUUGGAUUCCAAUCACACAGAGUUUUGCCAAGAAACAGACAACAGGUCAGUGAUGUUAAACGAAACGCGAAGCCGAAAAAAGUCAAAGAUGAAACGUCCGAGUUAAUCAAGAUGUCCAGGCUGGAAGCAAGCCAAUUGAAGCCUUUUAUAAGACUUGCCCAGGUCACCCCAGAGCCGUCCUGUAUUGUAGCAAGUGACGGACAGCUCAACGAUUUAGUACGAUUUUGUACAACAAAGUUCCUUCCAGCGUCAGUGCUGUGUAUAGACACAACAUUCAAUAUUGGUGAAUUCUUUGUUACCCCUACCACCUCGGAAAGGAACCUACAAUAUUGGGGCCGACUAUGAUCCACAUGCAAACAAAGGCAGAAAGUUACAAGUUUUUCGGUUCGUCGAUUGUCUCCCUCGAUGAUGCGCUAAGCAACAUUCUGGCGAUUGGCUCCGACAGGGACGUUGCACUGAGGAAAGGAUUUUCAUCUUGUUUCCCGAUCGCUAAACAGCUCUGCUGCAAAGGUCACCUGGAGCAGGAUAUCCGACGUAAGAUGACGAAGCUAUGACGAAGACCUAGGAAUCGGCUAGUUCCACGAGAAACUUUUUUUGGAAGAUAUAUUUGGUUCGGAGGCAAAAAAAGGAACUUGGCCUUGUUGAUGCUGUCAGUCGCGAUGAGUUUGAUGCUGUCCUUGAAUCGUUAUAUCCCGUAUGGACAAAGCGCGAAUUGGAGGUUAGGAAGUUAACCAAUGAGGAAAGUACCGAAUUUUUAGAGUUACUUUCUACACUACGUCGCAGAGGACAUGAAAAGCAUGAUGAUCGCCAGUGUAAGAAAGAAGACCGGGUUUGA